Messenger RNA from Abrus precatorius (Indian licorice), 914 nucleotides. Its product is annotated as L-aminoadipate-semialdehyde dehydrogenase-phosphopantetheinyl transferase-like. The record is from RefSeq and is a predicted model, not a curated record. Gene Ontology annotation, cellular component: cytosol. Lineage: Eukaryota; Viridiplantae; Streptophyta; Magnoliopsida; Fabales; Fabaceae. Gene Ontology annotation, molecular function: magnesium ion binding; holo-[acyl-carrier-protein] synthase activity. The transcript has 5 exons. The coding region runs from base 60 to 914 and encodes 284 amino acids.
ACUGAGAAACGAGGACUACUGAGUCAAACCUGCAUCGAUAACUGUGUUGACGCUUGAGAAUGGAAGAAGGCGUGAAGAGAUGGGUGGUAGACAUAUCCAAGUGGGACCCACACCCAUGUGACUUCUCCUUCGCUCUCUCCCUCCUUCCUUCCCACCACCACUCCUCCGUUAUCAGGUUUCUUAAGAUGGAAGACAAGAAGCGUGCACUUGUAAGCCGAAUGCUUCAGUAUGCCCUUGUCUAUGAUCUCUUCCAAAUCCCAUUUUCUCGCAUUCUCAUCCAACGAACUCCGCAAGGCAAACCAUAUUUGGAUUAUGAUAAAUUGGAUCUUAGAUUCCCAAAUUUUAAUUUCAAUGUAUCACAUCAUGGUGACUAUGUGGCCAUAGCAUCUGAACCUGUAUGUCUUGUGGGGAUAGACAUUGUCUCCUAUGCUGUACCACAGGGAGAAACAAUUUCAGAAUUCAUUCAAUUCUUCUCAUCGUACUUUUCAAAUUUGGAAUGGAAUAACAUAGUCAAUGCUGGCACUUCUGAUGAUGUGUUAAUAGAAUUUUACAGGUAUUGGAGCCUAAAAGAAGCAUAUGUUAAAGCUAUAGGGAGUGGACUGACUGAAGGGUUGAAUAAAGUGGAAUUUUCUCACACAAGCUGGACUAAUAUAUCAGCUAAAAUGGAUGGGAAGGUUAUGACAGAGUGGAGAUUUUGGCUGUUUGAGCUUGGGGAUAGACAUUGUGUUUCAAUUGCAAGAGUUCACCCAAUAUCAGCUGCUAUGAGUUACAGAACAACAUUGAAGAAAGUGGACUUUACUGAAGACGAAUAUAAUCUAGGUCUUCAUCUCCCAAAUGUAGACUUAGUUAAACUAGAAGUAGAGCAACUUAUUUCAGUUAUACAGAAAUCAUUUGAUUGUAAGCAUACUGGUUAG